This is a messenger RNA of Pygoscelis adeliae (Adelie penguin), 2576 nucleotides long. RefSeq names its product mannosidase, alpha, class 1B, member 1 (gene MAN1B1). Gene Ontology annotation, cellular component: endoplasmic reticulum; membrane. Gene Ontology annotation, biological process: N-glycan processing; carbohydrate metabolic process. Bases 88 to 1884 code for a protein of 598 amino acids. Gene Ontology annotation, molecular function: calcium ion binding; mannosyl-oligosaccharide 1,2-alpha-mannosidase activity. The transcript is spliced from 12 exons. NCBI's taxonomy places the organism in Eukaryota, Metazoa, Chordata, Aves, Sphenisciformes, Spheniscidae. The record is from RefSeq and is a predicted model, not a curated record.
UGGAAGCAGCUGUCUCGACUACAGCGGAGCGUAAUUCUCUUCCUGUUUGCCUUCUUGGCAGUCUGUGGAGUCAUUUCAUACACAAGCAUGGGGGAACCAUGGAAAAGUGUAACAAACAAAUCGUUGGAUGAUCAGAGAACAGAACCAGAAAUUCCUGGAUUAAAGCUGGCAAAUCCAGCCGUUCUACCAGCACCCCAGAAAGCAGAUGCCAACCUUGGAAACUACCCAGAGCUUUCACCGCAGAAGCCGCCAAAACCACCUCAUGUUCGGCGUGGUCCUUCCAAUCUUCAGAUCAAGCCAUCACGGAGGGAUGUGAGGCUGAAGACCCGACACGAUAGCAGCAGAGUUGUAGAAGAGGUGGUGCAGGCUGAUAAAGAAGAGAAAACGGAGAAAUCCGUUAUCAGCUGGAGAGGAGCAGUGAUAGAACCUGACCAAAGCACUGAACCUCCGUCUAUUAAAAUAAAGGAACCAGAAAAACCUUCAUCUGUGGAAGCUGAAGACCAGAAGGAACCAGUGCCCAUAAACGAACGUCAGAUGGCUGUGAUAGAAGCAUUCCGCCACGCGUGGAAAGGAUACAAGGAUUUUGCCUGGGGCCAUGAUGAGCUGAAGCCUUUGUCCAAGUCCUACAGCGAGUGGUUUGGACUUGGGCUUACCUUAAUUGAUGCCUUGGAUACCAUGUGGAUUUUAGGCUUAAAAGAAGAGUUUGAAGAAGCAAGAAAAUGGGUAGCAAACGAUUUAGUAUUCAAUAAAAAUGUGGAUGUGAACCUUUUUGAGAGCACUAUUCGUAUCCUGGGGGGCUUGCUGAGCACCUACCAUCUUUCCGGAGACAGCCUCUUCCUGGAAAAAGCUAAAGACAUUGGGAACAGGCUUAUGCCAGCAUUCAAGACCCCCUCCAAGAUACCAUAUUCUGAUGUCAACAUUGGCCGGGGCACUGCACAUCCACCUCGUUGGACAUCUGACAGCACUGUGGCAGAGGUGACCAGUAUUCAGCUGGAGUUUAGGGAGCUCUCUCGUCUCACUGGAGAUGAGAAAUUCCAGAAAGCUGUAGAUGAGGUGAUGAAGCAUGUUCACACCCUCUCAGGGAAAAAUGAUGGACUAGUGCCUAUGUUCAUAAACACCAAUAGCGGGCAGUUCACUCACUUGGGUGUCUAUACUCUGGGAGCCAGAGCUGACAGCUACUAUGAGUAUUUGCUCAAGCAAUGGAUUCAGGGUGGAAAAAAAGAAAAUGAACUGUUGGAAGACUAUAUGAGAGCCAUAGAAGGAGUGAAAAAGCAUCUUCUUCAGAGAUCGCAACCCAAGAAGCUUACUUUUGUAGGAGAGCUUGCUCAUGGCCAUUUCAGUGCCAAGAUGGAUCACUUGGUUUGCUUUUUGCCUGGUACUUUGGCACUGGGAGCUCACAAUGGAUUGACUGCUGAUCAUAUGAAAUUGGCUGAAGCCCUUAUAGAAACCUGUUACCAGAUGUAUGCUCAAGUAGAGACAGGCCUGAGUCCGGAGAUCGUACACUUCAAUCUUCAUGCACAAAAGGGCCACAAAGAUGUGGAAAUCAAGCCUGCAGACAGGCACAACUUACUGCGACCAGAAACUGUGGAAAGCCUUUUUUAUAUGUACAGAUUCACUGGUGAUAAGAAAUACCAAGACUGGGGCUGGGAAAUCUUGCAGAACUUCAAUAAAUACACACGGGUUCCUACAGGUGGUUAUACUUCCAUUAACAACGUCCAGAAUCCCAGUAAUCCAGAGCCACGAGAUAAGAUGGAGAGCUUCUUCCUUGGGGAAACACUCAAAUACAUGUUUCUGCUGUUUUCAGACGACAUAGACUUAAUCAACCUUGACAAAUACGUAUUUAACACAGAAGCUCAUCCACUCCCUAUCUGGGUGCCAGCAUAGACUGGGUGUUGGUAGACCUUUUUGGUGGCAUUUUUAUCUUCAAGUCACUUUACUUUUCAGGGUUUGAGGAGAGAUGCUAUAUUGCACCUUUUAUGGCUUAAAACAAACAAAACCUUUGGGAAAGUAUCUCUCGUUUGGAGAAGUCCUGUCAGUCUUAAGUCUAAAACCUGGUUCUGGGAUGGACAAGCUGUGCCAUACUGAGCUGGUUUUCCUGGUAUUGAUGAUGAGGUUCAGAGAAUAAUUGUAGUGUGGACCAUGACAUUCACGGGGCUCUGGUGAACCAGAACUCACUUAUGUCAGUCUUACUAAAUGCUCAAUAUCGGGAAUGCAGCAAGUUGUCUUACAGCACAGGAUUGUCCCUGGAGAGAAGGAAUAAGCCUACAGGUUUCUGGUUUAUUCUGGAUUCACUGAAACACUCAGUUACAGCGCCAUUCCUUCAUAAGAACGUAUAGUGUUUCAGGUGGUAAGUGGAAUAAACAAAGAACAGUAAUGUUGUCCCAGGUAGAAGCAAAGCUGUCAGUAUUGCUACUGAUACUCUGAUCUCAUUCCAAACUACCGAGCUAUGCUGCAUCACGUUAGAAGAAGGAAGUGGCAGCAAAGCAUCUGUUGUACAGUGUCUUAGUUUUAUAGAGCACUUUGAACAAUCUGUUCCAACUGUGGCUGAAAUGAAUGAUGGAAGAGAAUUUGCUGCU